ACAGUACUCUGCUCGCCUGUUCAUUCCUCACUUUUCAGUGAUCUUUCGAUCAUGAUGCAUAUAUGAGCGCCCAAGCGCUCACUUUGCACGCGUCGCGACGCGUUUCUUCGCGUUCUGACACGUUCAUCCAACCCUUCGACAACAAAACCUUCGAAUGCUGCCCAAUGCUCAUGAAGUACCGAUACUAACUGAGGUCGUAGUUCUAGCAUGGCUCCUCCUAUAACUCUAUGGAAACCGACUCCUACCACCACUUCGGACGACGCCUGCACAACCAUUCUGAAGUAUGUACUUCCACCGUCGAACAUUCCAGGGCCAUAUGAGAGAGCGUCUGAAGCCGCUGCGAAGAGGCCACUAACAUACGUGCCCUCGUUGAAGUAUUUCUGUGUGCGAAAACUUAUGGAAUACCCGGAACAGCUCGACAGUAUUGGACCAGCUCGUAUUCACUAUGAACCACCGGCGUCCCCUUCAGACUAUGACCUCGUAAGGUCUUUAGUCCCUGCAUUCUCUCACGAAGACCCUAAGUCUACGAAUUUCCUAGCAAAUGUAGAUCCCAGACUAUGGGCAGUCAUCAUUCAGACCGUGUCGCCGUUACCGGAGGCAUUCAGGACAUAUACCCUUCCACUGUCCGAUAUUCACGCCCCGUUAUUACAACAGAUACCGUCUACACCCGAUUUUGCGCUACUCACGGUGUUGGAGCUUCGUGGCCGAGAGGAAGUGGAUGACCAAACGGUUGUGCAGUUGGGUGACUUGCAUAACUUGGCAGCCGUGGAUUUGAGUUUAACUGUACUCACGUCUUGGGGUAUUAAGACGCUUUCCAAGACCCUUCUAACGUCAGAGGACACUGGGAAGCGAAGGGGUCCAUGGGGCCUACGAAUUAUACACCUCCGAGAUUGUAUGAAAAUUGAUGACUCGAUAUUUGAUUGCCUCCCAAAGUUUCCAUUGCUGAGUGUGGCUGAUCUUCGAGGCACCAGAUGCAGGCCAUCCACUGUCAGCUCCAGUCCCUUCCGCCCAAGUGGUGGCCAAGACUUGUUCCAUCCUACUCCCCUCACCGACUCUUUGAUUGCCCUUACGUCCCAUUCCUCCCAACGCGCUCCUGGAUUAAGCUCCUCGCUCUUCAGUCAUCCUGAUCCUUACUUCCUACGCCUAUCCACUUUGCAUCACAGACCACCUGCACGCAGCACACCCUAUAGAGGACUGCGAAUGUCUUUGGGAAGUCUGUCGACGUUCUCGCCUCUACCGUUGUCUGGCAUAGAUACCAUAUCCGAUAUAGAUGACGACGAAUACCACUAUGACCCUGCCGGGGUAGUAGGUGAUAGACAUUCGUUGACGGAAGACUCUAAGAUGCAGGACGUCGUCGCGGCGGAAGAGUCUAGAGGUCAUAACGCCCGGCGAGCUUUGGCUGCAUUCUACGCCCCUUUACCGCCAACUUCGAAGGCUUGUUUGAUUACUUACAAUUCGAAGUCUGCUCAUGCUGCGGCCAGUUCUUCAGAAGCCUCUCGCAGCCGUAUUGCCCCUCCUCACCCUCUCAUGCUCUUCAGGUCUCCGCCUCCCUACAGCCUGAUCCAGAACUCUUCGUCCGAGGACCCGGGCACUAUUGCGGUCAGCCGUUCCAUGAAGAGACCGCGUACAGAAGAUGCAUUACACGUACUGCAUGGAGAUAAAGCACGUCAGAGCAACAAAGCGAAGGAAGGGAUACAGGCUGUGUGGGAUCUCGUCAACAAGAAACCAACUGCUGAGACUUCGGGACAUCAUGGACAUUCUCGAGUUGCAGAGGUGCGGAACAAUCCAUUCGCGAGGAAAUCGCAAUUGCAAAGUCGAGCCAGCUUCCCGUUCGAUAUUGACCCGGAUCUUCUGGCGACAGCUGAGAGGGAUAGAGCCAAGACAUAUGGCUCUAGGAUGAGUGGUGCAAUGAAACGAUCGCCUAAGAAGCCCUCAGCUGCCAGUGCCAGUGCCGAUGGAGAAGGCAAGAAGGCGACGACGAAGCUGAAUCGCAAGCCUACACUUGCUGCAGCGAGACCUCCGUCAUGUGCAUUACCAUCUCUAGAUCCCGACCUGCUCGCCUCGGUACAAGCUGAUAGGCAGAAGGAUAUGGAGUUGCAGAGACAGAAAGAAGAGAAAGCGCGUAACAGGACCUCGCGUAAGCGAAAGAGGUCGAAGAAAAAAGAUCUCUCUUAUUCUGAUUCCGACUCGGGACAUUCGGACAGCGAUGAAGGCGAGUUCAAUGAUAUACCAUCCUCUCCAAAUCUUCCGAAGGGGACCAAUAUACGCAUACCCAAGGAGACUGGUCCUCCUCCGAAGAUGAAACCACUUACUGCUCAUCCAAUACCCUAUCUUCCACCGGAUUUGCGUCCAAAAGGAUAUACGGAGGCUGACAAGGCGAAGCUUCUUGGUAUCAAAUUGAAACGACGGAAGAGUGAAGGGUCAGAUGGGUUGAGACAGAUGACGUUGUCUCAUUUUGCUAGCAAGCCCUCAACUUCUGCAGGUUCCAGUCGCCCAGGGCCAAUAUCGCAUUCCAAGAAGGCUCCUCGUGGAAGGCCGCGUCCUUCGGUAUGAUUUUUGUGCUGUAUGUAUGUAGUCUUGGACCCUCAGGAGGCCUCAGGAGGUCAAUUAUUGUAUUUAUUCAAAUGUACAAUUUGAAGUCAGAGACUUGCCAAAUUGGACGUCCGCUAUAUUGGGCGCCUGGCGAUCCUCGGCAGGACUUUGAAGUUUAAGAGACUUGACCUCUUGCCACUUACUUCCACUCCUUACAUCUAUCCUCCUCCUGACCUGUUCUAUGCCCCCUGCGCAUGUCAUGAAACUUCAUUCAUUGAAUGUUUCCAAGACUAUACUCUCAAAGCAG
Somion occarium is the source of this 2839-nucleotide messenger RNA. NCBI's taxonomy places the organism in Eukaryota, Fungi, Basidiomycota, Agaricomycetes, Polyporales, Cerrenaceae. The record is from the annotation of a GenBank genome assembly.